Messenger RNA from Chenopodium quinoa (quinoa), 4774 nucleotides. RefSeq lists its product as uncharacterized. The coding region runs from base 3147 to 4433 and encodes 428 amino acids. NCBI's taxonomy places the organism in Eukaryota, Viridiplantae, Streptophyta, Magnoliopsida, Caryophyllales, Amaranthaceae. The record is from RefSeq and is a predicted model, not a curated record. The transcript is spliced from 10 exons.
GGCGUUGAACUUUUCAAUAACCCCGCCUUAAAAUUUUCGCCUUCUUUCUUUUCUCUGUAAACCCCAAAACUCUUCUCUUCACCCCAAAAACUCUUCACUCUACGGUUUACUGGUCGCGGUCUCGGCUGUGGACUGUGGUAAAGGUUGAAGCAUCACUGCUUGAAGGUCACGGUCGAGGUGGAGGAAGAAGAGGUGGAAAGGCGCCGAGUCGAGGCUGCUGAGGUGGUCGAGGUUGCCGGAAAUAAAGUGAUCGUAAAGGGAGGAUGAUGAGGACAAUAGUAGAUCGUGAAUGGAUGUAUGAAAGGGUCAGUGGGAAAUUUUUCAGUUUACCUAUGCAAAAAAAGUCGACGAGUUUAUUGAAUUUGCUUGUAAGCAAGACAAUGUCAUGAUUGAUGGACUAUUGAAGUGUCCAUGUGCAAAAUGUCGUAACGUUCCUUAUUUGAAUCCCGAUGAAGUAAAAUUCCAUCUCUAUCAAAAUGGGUUCCGUCCUAAUUACCAUAGAUGGGCUUUUCACGGAGAAGAUGACUUUGACAAUAACGUUCCACAUAGUGGUUACGCUUCAAUCGAUGACAUAUCAAAUCCAUAUAAGAGGAUGGUUUUAGAUGCAUUUGAACCUAAUUACCAAUUGGAGUAUGCAUUAGAAGGAUCAUCUGAUGUCGAAGAACCAAUUCCUGAGUUCAAAAAGUUCAUUAACAUGCUCAAAGCUGCUGAGAAACCCUUAUAUGAUGGCUGUAAUUUGUCUAUGUUAUCCGUUGCUGCAAGGAUAACUAACUUGAAAUGCGAGUAUAACAUGCCGCAUAAAGCGAUCGAUUGUGUUGCUUCGUUGAUCAAGGAUAUUAGUCCAGAAGUUAAUAAUAAUAUAAUAUGACUGACACCUUUUAUAGAACUCGAAAAUUACUUGAUGGGCUAGAGCUACCUCACCAUAAGAUAGAUGUAUGCCCUAAUGGGUGUAUGUUGUUUUGGAAGGAGAAUAGUGAUCUUGAAAAAUGUCUGUCAUGUAAAGUAAAUCGCUAUAAGACUUCAAGAUCAAAAAGCAAAAAAAAUCCUAGAAAAGUGUUGUUCUACCUUCCCAUUGCUCCGAGGUUGCAAAGAUUAUAUGUAACAAAGUCUACAGCAGAGCAAAUGAGAUGGCAUGCGAGAAAUCCUCGUGUGGAAGGUGUCAUGUCUCAUCCUUGUGAUGGUGAAUCAUGGAAACACUUUGUUAAGUCUUUUCCAUCUUUUUCUGCAGAGCCACGAAAUGUUCGACUUGGGCUUUGCACGGAUGGGUUUUCGCCUUUUGGGAAGUUAGGGCGGCAAUAUUCAUGUUGGCCGGUUAUGUUAACUCCUUAUAACUUGCCACCAUGGUUAUGUAUGAAAAAGCCUUUCACAUUCGUAAGUUUGAUCAUUCCAGGUCCAAAGAGUCCUAAAGGGAAUCUAGAUAUCUUCUUACAACCUCUUAUUGUUGAGUUGAAGCUUCUAUGGGAGGAAGGGGUUCCAACUUACGAUGUCUCAAAAAAGCAAAACUUUCAAAUGAGGGUUAUGUUACAGUGGACAAUUAGUGACUUUCCGGCAUAUGGAAUGUUGUCCGGUCGGAGUACUGCUGGAAAGUUGGCGUGUCCAUAUUGCAUGGAGCACACUAAAGCUUUUACCCUCACAAAUGGUAAGAAGCAAACCUGGUUUGAUUGCCAUCGCCCAUUCCUACCAGAAGAUCAUCCUUUUCGGCGAAAUAAAAGUGCUUUUUGCAAAAAUAGAGCGGAGUAUUCUCCCGCCCCACCAAGAUUAAGUGGUGAAGAAGUAUGGGAACGUGUUUCAAAGCUGCCAAGAACAGGAGAAUACGAACAUUCUCAAUUCUUAAGCCUUCUUAAAGGCUUGGGAGUUCCUCAUAAUUGGAAUAAACAAAGUAUUUUUUGGCAACUCCCAUAUUGGAGCAAACUUUUAAUUCGCCACAAUCUUGAUGUCAUGCACAUUGAAAAAAAUGUGUUUGAUAAUGUGUUUCAUACUGUGAUGAAUGAUAAGAAAAAGACAAAGGACAACUUGAAAGCGAGGAAAGAUUUGAAGAAAUUUUGCAAACGGAGAAAGUUAGAAGUUGCUGAUGAUGCUAUUGAUGAGACUAAUAUGCCAACUGCUCCGUAUGUCCUGUCUAAGGAGAAGAGAAAGGCUUUUUGUGAAUGGUUGGAAGGGUUGAAAUUGCCUGAUGGAUAUACAUCUAAUUUGAGUAGAUGCAUAGACGCCAAGGAGUACAAACUUUUUGGCAUGAAAAGUCAUGAUUGUCAUGUUCUUAUGCAACGUUUACUUCCAAUUGCUUUCAAGGACUUGCUGCCCGUUAAUGUGUGGAAUGCUCUCACUGAGUUGAGCCAAUUUUUUAGGGAUAUUUGUUCAUCUUCUGUAAAAAUAGAAGAUAUGAUUCGGUUAAAAAAAAAUAUACCUGAAAUUCUUUGUAAGUUAGAGAAAAUAUUUCCUCCAAGUUUUUUCAACUCUAUGGAGCAUCUUCCUAUCCAUUUGCCAUACGAAGCAAAAGUUGGAGGACCCGUUCAAUAUAGGUGGAUGUAUCCUUUUAAAAGGUAAAUUAUCGAACCUUUUUUUUUUAAACGAGUCUCACCGACAAAAUAUAAGUGUAUUGACAAAUGCAAGGCGUUUAUGUGUAAUGGUUUUUGUAGGUUUUUAUACCACCUAAAAAAAAAAGGUGGGAAACAAAGCUCGAGUUGAGGCUUCUAUAUGUAAUGCCUACUUAUUAGAGGAGAUCUCUACCUUUUGCUCCCACUAUUUUGGAGAUCAUGUUAACACAAAAGUGGGCAAUCUAGGAUUGAAUCUUAAUGUUGACGAGGAACCUAUUGACAAAGAUCUGCCUGAAGUUUUCAACUGUGACAAUGGUUAUAGUCCACCAGAAGGUCAAUUCGGUUAUCUUACUGAAAAGGACUAAAAUGUUGCCCAUCGCUAUGUCCUUGGUAAUUGUGAGCUACUCUCUAAUUUUGAAAGUUUGUUUGAAGAGCAUGUGAUGAGAACUUAUGGUUGCUUUCAUGUAGAAGAUGUUUGGACCAAUUAUGAUCAACAGUUUUCUUAUUGGUUCAAAGAACAUGUAUUGGAUAUGGGCACAAAUGAUGACAUCAUUUAUUCAUUAGCAAUCGGUCCAACGACAAGGGUACGAAAAUUUGAUAAGUACCACAUUAAUGGCUACCAAUUUCACACAUUCAACUAUGAUGGCUUAUAGACGUAGAGGUGGCUUGAACGGAAGAGGUGCAAUCAUUCGACCUCCAGGCCAACGUAAUACAGGGGUAGCAAAUCCCCACACUAUGGCUGAAGAGUUGAGUCAUGAGAUACCUGGCAAUAGUAUACCCACUCUGAUUCCAAAUACCCAUCUCCACUCAACUACCACCAUACAUUAUCAAAUGCCUAACGUUGGAGCAGCCACACAACUACCUGUGAACAAUGUACCAGAUGGCGUACUUAACCAGGCUGAGGUGCCUAAUUCUAUGACUCAAGCAACAGCUCACCAGGAGCAGGAGCCCCAGACAGACCAAGUGAAUAAUAAUAGUAAUACAAGUGUAUAUGAUGAGACAGGUAAUCCGGAAAAGGUUGAUUCAGUGUUGCAUCCUAAUGGAUUAUGGUUUACCCAUCGUGAUGUGGUUGAUAAAGUAUCUGAGACAUCUUAUAAGGCAUACUUUAAGGGACCAUAUUGCAAUUGGGGUAUGACUUCACUAGAUGUAAAACGGAGAUGGUGGAAUGCUUUCAAGCAAGAGUUCUCAUGGGAUCCAUCAAUAGCUAUGCAAGUUAAGAAGGGCUGGAAAUCAAAAUGUAGUAGGCGUAUUACUGAUAUGGUGUCAAAGAUUUGCACAGAACCUGCCUAUAAUGCAGAAUGGUGCCCUCCUACGAUAAGGGAGCAAAUGAUUCAAAUUAGAUCAAAAGAAAAUUUCCAAGAAAAGUCAAAGCAAUGUUCAGUAAAUCGAAUGGGCAACGGAAACCAAAAAAUACACCAUCGACAAGGAUCUAUAUCUACCGAAGAAGUGAGGCUGAAAUUGGAAAAGAAACUGAAACGUAAGCCAACUGCUGCCGAACUUUAUUAUGAACGUCAUGCUGAUAGCGGAGAUCAAUUUGUUAAUGCCAAGGCAGAAAUAGUGUGGAAUGAAUAUUCAAGUAAAAAAGCUACCAACCUUGAAUGUGAAAGUGAGAAUAAAAAAACAGAAGAUGAGUUGUUCCUUGAGGCUGCAGGUGGGUGGAAUGAGAAGGGAAGAUUAUUUGGUUUGGGUGCAGCUGCUGACUCAUACUAUGAAAGACCUGGAACUGAAGUAAAGAGGGUAAAGAAAUCAAGAAUGCAGCAUGCAAUAGAGUUGGAGAACAAGUUUAUCGACCUGGUUACGGAGAAUGAAGAACAAAAGAAGGAGCUUGAUGCAACAAAACAGAGCCUAGUCGAAACUCAAAAGUCUUGCAGAUACUCAAAACAUUUUGAAGGCCCUUGAACAACAAGUGCAAAUGCUUUUAAAAUCCAACAACAUCACAGUCACUCCUACAUCUUCUCUGACUAAUGGAUGAUUAACACUUAGUUGAUUAACAUAACUUUUUGUACAUGCAUGUGAAGUCAGUAAGUUAUUACAUUUGACAUGCUUCUAAAACAGGUUGAAGCUAGGUAGCAUAUUUUGUAAUUAUAUAAGGCACUAACUAGGUUCCAAUUAGGUAGCAUAUUUUGAGGGCUUCUUCAUAUUUUAACUUACAAUUCUUAGAAGCUCUUCCCUUGAAGCUACAUUUGUAAUUAUGAACUUCUUGGCCUUUAAAUAUGUUCAGAUCAUUAUUUUGGUGGAAA